UGAACGCGUCAAAACUGCGUCCGUCGUCAAUUCUACCGUUAUUUCCACUGCUCUAACAUGUUCCUAUUUGAGUACUGUCGCCAGUACUCAUAAAGAAACUUGGAAGGUUGAAUAUGAACGUGCGAGGAAGUACUUAAGUGAACAGAUCAAGGACGUGAAGCUUGAAGAAGAAAUACUGAAAUCAUGCUCGAAACUCAUUGUUGAAAAAAGUCGUACAAAGGUCGCCUACAAACAAAAGAAGAAGGAAAAACGAACCGCCUUGUUACACGUCCAGUCAAAGACAACAGUGGAACAUGCACAGUCCAUCAUAUCAACACAAAAAGGUACCGGUAGCCUUGAAUUAAGUGAGGUAAUCACCAAGAAUUGUGGCAUCUCAAAUGAAUCUGUCCUCACCACUGUGCAAACAUACUCCACCACUGAAAGUUUGAAGAAGGUGACGAAUGUUGAUAUCUGGAAGACGGCAAUUUCAUUAAAUUACCUUGAAAGUUAUUGUACCGCUCACGAAUCAACUUGGAAACUUCAAUAUAAAAAGGCCCGAGAUUACUUGAGCAAUCAAAUUAAUGAUAAGAAGGUGGAAGAAGAGUUAUUAGAAGCAGCGAAGAAAGUAGUAAUUCAUAAAACCACCACAAAUGUCGUUCGUAAGCAAGUCAAAAAAGAGAAGAGAUUAGCCUUGACUAAAGUUCAAUCCAAGACGACUGUAAGUACGGUUAAAGAGUGCGUGUCCACCCAAAAACAAAAUG
Molecule: messenger RNA, 740 nt
Organism: Funneliformis geosporum
Lineage: Eukaryota; Fungi; Glomeromycota; Glomeromycetes; Glomerales; Glomeraceae
Source: the annotation of a GenBank genome assembly